Molecule: messenger RNA, 1271 nt
Organism: Sphaerodactylus townsendi
Lineage: Eukaryota; Metazoa; Chordata; Lepidosauria; Squamata; Sphaerodactylidae
Gene: LSM2
Product: LSM2 homolog, U6 small nuclear RNA and mRNA degradation associated
Exons: 5
Coding region: 133-420 (95 amino acids)
Biological process (GO): mRNA splicing, via spliceosome
Cellular component (GO): Lsm1-7-Pat1 complex; P-body; U6 snRNP
Molecular function (GO): RNA binding
Source: RefSeq, a predicted model, not a curated record
CGGGGGAGCGCGGCCAGUCCCGCCCUUCCUUUCUAUAGACGCGCUUGCAACGUCUGUGCUGCCCCGGGGACUUCUUUCUGCAGCUCUGUUCUCCACGCGGGUUGUUGGCGGCCGUGAGUGGCAGCUCCCGCAAUGCUUUUCUAUUCUUUCUUCAAGUCCCUGGUUGGGAAGGACGUGGUGGUUGAGCUGAAGAAUGAUUUGAGUAUAUGUGGGACUCUACAUUCUGUGGAUCAGUAUCUGAACAUCAAACUCACAGACAUCAGUGUGACAGACCCUGAGAAGUAUCCUCACAUGUUGUCUGUCAAGAACUGCUUCAUUCGUGGCUCAGUCGUCCGCUAUGUCCAGCUUCCAGCCGAUGAGGUCGACACACAGCUGUUGCAGGAUGCCGCACGCAAAGAAGCUCUCCAGCAGAAACAAUGAUAGUUCCUUUGUCUUUUGUGCGUUGCUUUAUUGUGUGUGUGUGUUUUUCCCCCGGGAAAGAGUGAGAGAGGGUGUGGGAAACCUUUUUCUGGAGAGAACCCUGAAUAUUUUGUGUACCUGUUUGGAAGAGGGUGUGUAUGCACACGAGCGUGUAGUAUGCUUCUUUGCCAGUUUGGACCUGCCAGAAGAAUCAGGUUAUCACUUCGAAUAGGGUUAUACAUUCUUCAGUCCUGUGGUUCUUUUAGAUGCCCAGGAAUUACUUGCGGAAAAUUAUCGGCACAUUUUGUUGAAUUAAAAAAAGCUAGGAGCAUAAUUUGUUUCCCAUGAUCUUCCCGUUUGUAGCAGUUGGCUUCAUUACACUGUUAAAUGGUAGGAGACAAACGUCUUGGGUGAUACCAGUAUUCAAUUUUUAGUUUUUAAAACCCAUUUUUCUUUUCAGUGCCCACAGACAUCAGAAUAUGUGAUCUAUCCAUGUGCCACUGGUGUUUGCCAGUGAUCCACUUGUAAUUGUGUGUAUUUUUGGUGUUUUCUCACGUCUCAGCUUGAAGCCCCCACAACCACCACACACACACACACUCCCAAGAGCCUCAUGUGCCAAUUAUUUCUGUUCUGUGAACUAUGAUUCCACUCAAUGUCUCAGGGCUCUACAAGGGUUAUUAAGGAUUAAUAAUCCUAUUUCUGUAUUAUUUUUGGCCAUCAGAGCAUGAUUUAAGGUCGUUUUCUCUACCCUCCAAAAUGAUUUUCCCAUUAUGAAUCCUAAGUGGUUUUGAGGCAGUUUUUGUCUUCCUGAUCUUUUGUUGUUAUUACAUGAGUAUGUGGCUUUUUAUAUUUAAAAAAGGGUCUCCUUAAAA